GCUGGGCCGUGGGGCAUGGAAGCACUGUUCAACUUCAAGCAGUCUGUUUGCACGGAAUUUUUACAAUGGGAAAUCAUUCUUUUGAAUGUUCCUGUGGCAAGAAAGAAAAUGGGACGAAGCAGAAGUAGAGAGCGGGAACGCCGCAGGUCGAGGUCAAGGGAGCGAGAAAGACGGCAUCGAGACCGUAGUCGGAGCAGGUCACCACAUCGUAGCCGCAGGUCCCGCUCCAGAGAAAGGGAUCGGGAGAGAAGACGUGAGCGUGGCGGUGAACGCGAUCGUGACCGCCGCUCUACCUCACCCAGUCAUCGACGCCAUCGUCGUGGCAGGUCCCAAUCCCCAUCAUCUCGGCAUGGCAAGGACAGAGAUAGACGGAAAGACGAGCAGGUCGCCAAACCAGCAGGUCCCGUAGGUGCUGCAGCAGCUGCUUGUGAGGACCCUACAGUGGAUGCCGAAGCAGAGAUGAUGAAAGUCAUGGGCUUUUCCAACUUCGAUACGACCAAGGGCAAGUCAGUGCAGGGUACCGACGUCAGUGCUGCUCUGAUCCGUAAGGAACGCCGGUACAGGCAAUACAUGAAUCGGCGAGGAGGAUUCAACCGACCACUUGACUUCAUCCAGUAGUGGCACCACCAUUACCACCACUAUCUGCUGUAUAUGUUUUUGAGUUUUCCCCGUGUGUUUGCCACAUGUUAACUGACUGGUACUAUAUCCACUCACCGACUGCCACUUUCGACCGAGAGAAAAUGUUUUAUAUUUCAACAGCGUGAAGCGCAGCCACAUGAAAUCCAUGCAAAAACCAUGCAUAUCAUUGUUUAUGAAAAUCAUCCAUCAUCCAUCAUGUACACAUACAUAGAAUAAGAGGAAAAAAAGCAGAGCCAGGCUGAUUGUAUUCUUCUAACUACUCUGCCAGCAUGGUAGUUAGCGUUUGUCUUUGGUACUGUUUGGUAUGUAUUGCACUGAACAGAGCAUUUUUGAUCGUGAUGUAGCAUUAUUAUAACUCGUAGUAGAACGAGAUGUCAUGUGCCUAGUAAAUGUCGUAGCAUUCAAAACGUAUGUGCGUGAAAAAAUAGCCAAAAAUCAA
Messenger RNA from Sycon ciliatum, 1078 nucleotides. RefSeq names its product U4/U6.U5 small nuclear ribonucleoprotein 27 kDa protein-like. Gene Ontology annotation, biological process: RNA splicing. The transcript has 8 exons. The record is from RefSeq and is a predicted model, not a curated record. NCBI's taxonomy places the organism in Eukaryota, Metazoa, Porifera, Calcarea, Leucosolenida, Sycettidae. Gene Ontology annotation, cellular component: precatalytic spliceosome. The coding region runs from base 16 to 618 and encodes 200 amino acids.